Pristis pectinata (smalltooth sawfish) is the source of this 2676-nucleotide messenger RNA. RefSeq names its product protein phosphatase 1A-like. Gene Ontology annotation, biological process: positive regulation of canonical Wnt signaling pathway; negative regulation of canonical NF-kappaB signal transduction; positive regulation of canonical NF-kappaB signal transduction. The coding region runs from base 14 to 1255 and encodes 413 amino acids. Gene Ontology annotation, cellular component: nucleus; cytosol. Lineage: Eukaryota; Metazoa; Chordata; Chondrichthyes; Rhinopristiformes; Pristidae. The record is from RefSeq and is a predicted model, not a curated record. The transcript is spliced from 5 exons. Gene Ontology annotation, molecular function: manganese ion binding; protein serine/threonine phosphatase activity; magnesium ion binding.
CAGCCCGACCCUGAUGCCGCAGGUCUCGGCUUUCGUCAGGCACCUGGUGAAGGAGACGGAGCGGGUGAUCGGCGCCUGGUUCCGGGGCGGCGAGGAGGAGGAGGAGGCCGAGGCCGCCGCCAUCGCCCUGGAGCAGCCGGUGACGACGAUGGAGCGGGAUCACGGGGCGGCCAACGGCUUGCGGUUCGGGCUGGCCGCCAUGCAGGGGUGGCGGCCGGAGAUGGAGGACGCGCACACGGUGGUGCCCAGCCUGCCCGGCGCCCUGCGGCCCUGGGCCUUCUUCGCCGUCUUCGACGGACACGGCGGCGCCAAAGUGGCGCGCUACUGCGCGCGGCACCUGCUGCCCCACGUGACCGGCAGCCUGGACCUCCGGCCGCCGGCGGCGCUGUCGGUGGAGGACGUGAAGCGCGGCGUCCGCGCCGGCUUCCUGCGGCUCGACCGCCGCAUGCACAAGCUGUGGCGGCCGGCGGGCGGCGACCGCAGCGGCUCCACCGCGGUGGCCGUCGCCGUCUCGCCGCGGCACCUCUUCUUCAUCAACUGCGGCGACUCGCGGGCCGUGCUGUGCCGCGGCGGCGGCGCCUGCUUCUACACGCAGGACCACAAGCCGUUCCUGCCGCGGGAGCAGCAGCGCAUCCAGCGGGCGGGCGGCACCGUCACCCUGCAGCGGGUCAACGGCUCGCUCGCCGUCUCCCGCGCCCUCGGCGACUUCGGCUUCAAGGGCGCGCCCGGCCGCGGCCAGACCGAGCAGCUGGUGUCGCCCGAGCCCGAGGUGUACGAGAUGGAGCGCUCGGACGCCGACCAGUUCGUCGUGCUGGCCUGCGACGGCGUGUGGGACAGCGUGGGCAGCGAGGAGCUCUGCCGCUUCGUGCACUCGCGGCUGCUGCUCACCCGCGACCUGGAGGCCGUCUGCAGCCAGGUCAUCAACGUGUGUCUGCACAAGGGGAGUCGGGACAACAUGAGCAUCAUCCUGGUCUGCUUCCCAGGAGCUCCCUGCGUGUCGGAGGAGGCCCUUCAAAGGGAGGCCCAACUGGAUGCCAUCAUCGAGGAGAAAGUUCAGGAAAACUUUAAGCGUCAGCUAGACGAAGGAGAGCCCAACCUGUUCUACCUGAUGCAGGAUCUGUCAGAGGAGGAGAUUCCAGACCUCCCCCCAGGUGGGGGGCUGUACAGCAAGAGAGAACUGAUCACCAGUAUUUACAACAAGCUCAAGGAUGAACACAGGGCAGUGAGUUCCAGAGAUUCAGACGAGAGUCGAUAAUGCCUGGAUUUCCAGGUACAGCAUUCCUGAUCAGUGUCACGAGAUCCAUUGAAUGGGGAGCAUGAAUACAUCCAAAAGUCGUGACUAGUCGGAUCAUUUCCAUGAUUUCACCACCCUCCCACACACUCACCCAGUCACUCCUUGCCCUCUCUCCUCCCUCUCUUUCCCUCUCACCCGUCAUUCCCUCGUCCUUCAGCCCCUCAUUCUCCACAUUCUUCCCUGCCUCCAUGACUUCUCGCUCCCUACCCAACCCCCAUAGUUCGCCUCCCCUCCUCCCCCUCCCAUGCCAUGUAUAUAACCAGUUUCCCCAUACAGGGCAAGUGUUUAUCUCAUUUUACCUCUGUGAAGCACUAUCCCAUCCCAGUGUCGAGUGGCGAUCCGAAGUCGGUGUUUGAUCCCUUUAGAGUUUGGGACUCUGACCUCCUUGGGGAGGAAUUGACCAAUUGGACACUGGCUGAAAUCUCAUUGAAUGGUCUCCUUUUGAUCCUCAUGAUCUUCCAAUGUUUAAAGCAGCCCACGUUCAAAUUUCCUGAGAAGGCGGCCAUUCAACCUAUCGAGUCUGUGCAAUCCAAUCACUCAUUUUCCCGCCUAUUCUCUCUCAAUUGUCCAUCAAUUCCCCCUCCUCUUCCCGCCCCACCCCCCACCCCCAUUUUCCUGCCACCCACCCAGACACACACCAGGGGUAAUUUACAGUGGCCAUUCAACCUACCAACCCGCACUUCUUUGGGAAGUGGGAGGAAAUGGGAGCAGGAUUGAACCCGUGUCUCAUGCAGCUUUGAGGCAGUGGCACUACCUACUGUGGCACUGUGCUGUUCCAAAGUGUUGGUCUCCAAUAUUUCAGACUUUGUUGGAGGGAGGGGAGAGGCUCUUUUUCAGAGAACAGUAAAUUAGUCACAAAAAGGUGUUUCGUCCCAUUCACGUAUCUUUUGCCAUUCACUUUUAAUUUGUGUUCCCACAAAUUUCUCCAAAUUUGCAUUGUCAAAACCAUCCAUAUCUUUUAAAUCUCCCCUUAACCUGCUGUGCUGUAAGGAGAAUGACCCCAGUUGCCUCGGUCUCCCCACAGAACUGAAGCCCCGCACCUUCAUGCCCUCUCAAAGACCCCAUCAUCCUCCCAAAAGCAAGGGGUCCAGAAUUGGCCUGAGGGUGAACAAUGACCAUGGGUGAGGGGCUGUGAAAUGAUGCCUUGAAGAUAGCACACCACUUUCGAGGUCUGGGGAAGUAAGUGUUCAAUGUGAGCGGGCGAUACCACGGGCUGAAGGGGCUGAGAUGGGUGGAGGCGAAAGGGAGGCAAUAACUGGGUGAAAUCAACCAAAGGGAACCCAGAGGACCUUCUAAAGUAAAAUACUUAUAAUUAUUGUGCAACAGAGAAAAUAUGUUGGUCUUGAUCUUUGUAUUAAAUUGAUGCCAAUAAUGAGAUUAAA